Molecule: messenger RNA, 1065 nt
Organism: Quercus lobata
Lineage: Eukaryota; Viridiplantae; Streptophyta; Magnoliopsida; Fagales; Fagaceae
Exons: 2
Coding region: 1-1065 (354 amino acids)
Source: RefSeq, a predicted model, not a curated record
AUGCCAGAAGUGGAGGAUGAUGAAAAUAUUGUGUUAAAGGAAAAGGGAACUCAUAGUUCACAGGAUGAUCAUAGAGAAAAGAAGGGCAACUCAACCUCAAUUCCAAUUCAGGAUCUUAGUUCUCCCCUUGAUAGGAGGUUUGUUCCUAAAGCUCCAUUCCCUCAAAGUUUAAUCAGUCCUCAGAAAAGUGCACAAUUUGGAGAUAUUUUAGAGGUUUUUAAGCAAGUGCAAAUUAAUAUUCCAUUUCUUGAUGCAAUUCAGCAAGUUCCUGCUUAUGCUAAGUUUCUAAAAGAUCUUGUGACAAUGAAGAGAAAGACAAAUGUCCCUAAAAAGGCAUUUUUGACAGAGAUUGGGGAUCAUCUCAUUGAGCGAGCUUUGCUAGAUUUGGGGGCAAGUGUGAACCUAAUGCCAUAUUCAGUAUACUUACAGCUAGGUUUGGGGGAGUUGAAACCCACAACCAUGACACUUCAAUUAGCUAAUAGGUAUGUGAAAAUCCCUAGAGGUAUUGUUGAGGAUGCGCUGAUUAAGGUGGAUGCAUUCUAUUUUCCUGUUGAUUUUGUUGUGUUAGACACUGAGCCUACUCUAAAUGCCAGUACACAAAUCCAUGUCAUUUUGGGUCACCCUUUCUUAGCCACAUCCAAUGCUUUAAUCAAUUGUUGGAGUGGUGUAAUGAAGAUUUCAUUUGGAAAUAUGACUGUUGAGCUUAAUAUCUUCCAUAUAAGUAAACAAGUGCUAGACAAUGAGGAUAUCUAUGAGGUUGACAUGAUUGAGAGUCUAGUCCAUGAUACUUUCCUACAAUCGAGUUAUGAGGAUCCUCUAGAGGCUUGCUUAAAUCUUUUUGGUUGCAAUUUUGAUGUUGAACACUCAAUUGAAGAGGUCAAUGCAUUGUUAGAUUCUGUUCCUCUCUUAAGUACUGAUAGUUGGCAACCAAAAGUGAUCCCUCUUCCACUUUCUUCAUCCCCAUCCCCAUCUGCUAUGGAACCACCAAAGUUGGAGUUGAAACCAUUACCUGACACACUUAAGUAUGCCUUUUUAGGUUCUUCUAGACCUUACCUGUCAUUAUAG